Molecule: messenger RNA, 1491 nt
Organism: Penicillium atrosanguineum
Lineage: Eukaryota; Fungi; Ascomycota; Eurotiomycetes; Eurotiales; Aspergillaceae
Product: MFS transporter
Exons: 2
Coding region: 1-1491 (496 amino acids)
Biological process (GO): transmembrane transport
Cellular component (GO): membrane
Molecular function (GO): transmembrane transporter activity
Source: RefSeq, a predicted model, not a curated record
AUGACUUUCAAUCACGCUACUGAAGCCAAUGCCGACGCUAUCAUGGACGUGGAACUAGCACCGAUCCAAAUCGGCAGCAAACAGGAUGACCCGUUCUUAGUCGUAUUUACAGCACCCUUCGAUCCAGAUAACCCCAAAGAUUGGCGAAGUAGUCGGAAGUGGGCUGUCACCGACGUUCUCUCUGCUACAGGCUUCAACCGCAUCAUGGUGUCGACCAUCAUGGCACCUGCCUUGUCGACAAUCGCGAAAGAAUUCGACAUGAACUCGGCCGAGUCCGCCAUGGCCUUGUCAAUCUAUCUUCUUGCGACGGCAUUUGGGCCCCUGGUGAUAGGACCGUUGUCGGAGGUAUAUGGUCGGAAGCCGAUUCUACAUGCCUCGAAUAUUUGGUUCUUGAUCUGGAACAUUGCCUGCGGCUUUGCACCUAACAAAGGGGUCUUGAUAGCAUCUCGCUUCUUUGCGGGCUUUGGUGCUAGUGCGGUUUAUGCGCUUGCUAAUGGUGUUCUGGGCGAUGUGUGGCGUCCCGAGCAGCGAGGUCGCUCACUUGGUGUUUAUUUGUUGAUCCCUUUGCUGGGCGCAGCUGUCGGUCCCAUCAUCGGUGGUUUCAUGGCAGAGCGAGCGACAUGGCGGUGGAUGUUUUGGUCCACUUCAAUCUUCCAAGCGGUCAUGGUUAUGGUCUCGUUCUUUUCCUUCUGGGAGACGCAUGAACCAUUGAUUCUUCGAAAACGAGCAGAGCAGAUUCGGAAGGAAACCGGAGAUUCGCGGUACUAUACAGCAGAUGAGCGCAUUCACGCCAACAAGUCAGCGAUCGGGAUUUUAGGCAGAGCUCUAAUCAGGCCAGUCCGCCUGCUCGCUUUCCACCCAAUCAUCCAAAUUGCGUCCUUGAUCUCUGCAUUCUACUACGGCAUUCUUUACAUCGUUCUGUCAACCUUCUCUGACCUGUGGACCCACCAGUAUCACGAGUCUAUUGAGAUCAGUGGUCUUCACUACAUCGCCGCUGCUCUGGGUGAGAUAAUCGGCAGCCAGAUAUGUGCCAAGCUGAUGGACAGUCUAUACCAUCGCCUCAAAGCACGCGCCAAUGGAGAACACAGUCCCGAGCUGCGCACACCGUCCAUCUUCCCAGGUGCUCUCCUCGGGCCCCUCGGUCUUUUUAUUUAUGGCUGGGCCGCGACUUAUCGAUUGCAUUGGAUCGUUGUCGACAUUGGUGUGUUUAUCACCAUGCUUGGGAUGCAAAUCACGAGUAUGCCGUUGCAGGCGUAUGUCAUGGAGGCGUACCCUCAACAUACCAGUAGUGCGGGCGGUGCGACGCAAUUCUUGCGCAGCCUGACUGCGUUUUUGUUCCCUCUUUUCGCACCUCGGAUGUACCAAGUUCUUGGGUAUGGAUGGGGAAAUACUACUAUUGGUCUAAUCGGGCUGGUUUUUGGGCUUCCUGCCCCGCUGGUGAUCUGGUACUAUGGCGCUAAACUCAGAGCGAAGGCAUACUCAAGCUAUUGA